AUGAAGAAUCUGAAGCAUCCACACCUCAAACCCGGUGGGAAGUCGAAAGAAGGAGCAUCACUGUCAAAGAAGAAGCCUUCCAAGAGGUCGUUAAGCGCGGAUUCAGAGGAUUUGUCAUCUAAGGCUGAAAUCCACAGAGGCUCCGCCAAGUUGAAAAAGAAAAAAUCUGAAUCUAUUCCUCUUAUUGGCAUCCAAAAAUUGACAAAAAAGCAAAAGCAAAAACUGAAGAAGAAAACGGUGAUGAAAGGACCGACCGCAGAAACCUCUGUCGACAAUGCGGCGGGCUCUAUGGGCCAGGCGGAAACCAGUGGAGGUGCUGAAGAUGACAGCGACAAGAAGAAAAUGGGUGAGGGAAUCGCAGUGCUAAAUUUUCUGGACAUUGCAUCAAAUAAGAAGAAAAAGAAGAAGAAGAAGCAUUUAAAACUGGAGACUGCUUCUGAAGUCGAUCCAGAAGUGUCAAAUGCAACCGAACCUUCUCCAAGUCAAACGAAAGAGCGAGGGUCCCUCGAUGCAGGGAGUCCCAUGAAAAAGAAAAGCGAAAGAAGAAGUCAGAACACCAGAAAGCCGCUGCAACUGUUGAAGUCUCUGAGGAUAUCGAGAAAGAAGACACGAUCAUUCCCAAGAAGAAGAAAAAGAAGGUUCUCGAUCACUCCUCCAGUAAGGCAGAAUCCUACUGAGGGGUCACAUAAUAAGUCCACCCCUUGUUGUGUUCAAGAUAUUGAGAAAUUCAAAGAUAUCCUUGAGAAGCUUGCUGAUAUUCUUGACACUCAGGAGGCUCGAAAAUUAAUCAAUGAAGAAGUGAGCGCUGGACGAAUCGAACAAGGUGAAUUUCAUGACGGUCUUGCAGAAAUGGCGUCAACAGAAGCGAAAGAAGAUCCAAACUGCGCAAAGAGAGAAGGUAGUGGGAAUGGAAGGAACACUUGA
Molecule: messenger RNA, 924 nt
Organism: Cooperia oncophora
Lineage: Eukaryota; Metazoa; Nematoda; Chromadorea; Rhabditida; Trichostrongylidae
Source: the annotation of a GenBank genome assembly